CCAACGAAGAAGGACGGCGAGGAGGUCAGGGUGACUGCUUAGAAAAUUGCACAGCCCACCAACUGCUGAUGAAAUUAGCGAACAAGCCAAUCAAUCAUGUCUCACACUGCGGGAAUUGGUGGUGACCCUGCCCAGCUGGCCCAGCGUAUCUCUUCCAACAUCCAGAAGAUCACACAAUGUUCUGCGGAAAUACAGAGGACUCUGAAUCAACUUGGAACACCUCAAGAUUCACCUGAAUUGAGGCAACAGCUGCAACAGAAGCAGCAGUAUACGAACCAACUUGCCAAAGAAACAGACAAGUACAUUAAAGAGUUUGGAUCUCUGCCUACCACCCCCAGUGACCAGCGUCAAAGGAAAAUACAGAAGGAUCGCUUAGUGGCUGAAUUCACAACAUCACUGACAAACUUUCAGAAGGUGCAGAGACAAGCUGCUGAGAGAGAGAAAGAAUUUGUUGCUCGAGUAAGAGCCAGUUCCAGAGUGUCUGGUGGUUUUCCUGAGGAGAGCACAAAAGAAAGGAAUCUUGUGUCCUGGGAAAGCCAAACUCAGUCUCAAGUGCAGGUGCAGGAUGAAGAAAUUACAGAGGAUGACCUCCGCCUUAUUCAGGAGAGAGAGUCUUCUAUUAGGCAACUCGAAGCUGAUAUUAUGGAUAUUAAUGAAAUAUUUAAAGAUUUGGGAAUGAUGAUUCAUGAGCAAGGAGAUGUAAUAGAUAGCAUAGAAGCCAACGUGGAAAAUGCCGAGGUGCAUGUCCAGCAAGCAAACCAGCAGCUGUCAAGGGCAGCAGACUAUCAGCGCAAAGCCAGGAAAACCCUGUGCAUCAUCAUUUUUAUCCUUGUUAUCGGAGUUGUGAUUUUCGGUCUCAUCAUAUGGGGAGUGAAAGACUAAGGUUGUAAAGGAGCACACUGUUGCACUACAUUAUGUAAAUUAUGUAGGAAGAGUCCUUUAAUCAUGGUGGGGUUUUUUAUUAUUAUUAUUAUUAUUAUUUGAAACCUGUUGCCUAAAGGAUGUUUCCCAUACUUUGUUAUUUUCAUUUGGGGGGAAGUUUUCUUUGGAUUACAUCUGGUGUUUUCUAAUAUUGAAAGUUUUUCUAAACAUCACUGCUGGCGUAAC
Hippopotamus amphibius kiboko is the source of this 1107-nucleotide messenger RNA. RefSeq names its product syntaxin-7-like. The record is from RefSeq and is a predicted model, not a curated record. The transcript has a single exon. NCBI's taxonomy places the organism in Eukaryota, Metazoa, Chordata, Mammalia, Artiodactyla, Hippopotamidae. The coding region runs from base 97 to 882 and encodes 261 amino acids. Gene Ontology annotation, molecular function: SNAP receptor activity; SNARE binding. Gene Ontology annotation, biological process: vesicle fusion; intracellular protein transport; vesicle-mediated transport. Gene Ontology annotation, cellular component: synaptic vesicle; SNARE complex; endomembrane system.